CAGGAGUUUCAAGCUGUGACUGGUGUCAACCUUGAGAAAGAAUUUCUCAACUUCAUCAAUGUGCAUGGAGACAGGUGUCUUUAUUUAACAAAGACACUCCGCAGUGCAAAGGAGCCUCUAUCAAAAAUAGAGACUGAGAUGGCCACACUUGAAGGCGAUGCUAAGAAACGCAGUGCAACAUUGAAAGACAGACUGGCAAGGGUAAAAACAAAUGAUCAGAAAUGUUGGCACACCGCUUUGCUGUUGGAGUGGUCGAGAUAUUGGCCUUCCUGGUGAAGGAAAAACCACAUUUUUUAGGAAGGCUGGAUGUCUACCCGGCACUUAUCACCAAGGACACUGAAGACGGAACAAUUUUGUUUGCGGCAUUUGAAGGGUUGGAAUUGGAAGCCCUCGACUUGAUAGGAGGAUUUGUUCUGCUCAUGGAACUUUACUGGGUUUUCAAUGUAAAGUACAGUCACAAGAACAAAAAUGUUUUUGCACUUGUUGAACAUUUUUGUGGACUGCCAUCAUCAAGACCAGCAACACUUGGGACACUGCAGGCAAUUUCAGCAAUUAAGAAGCUGCAGACCUUGCCAGAGAAGGAAUGAUUAUAUACAAUAAUUUAAUAAAAUUUAUUUGUACA
Dermacentor silvarum is the source of this 622-nucleotide messenger RNA. RefSeq lists its product as uncharacterized. Lineage: Eukaryota; Metazoa; Arthropoda; Arachnida; Ixodida; Ixodidae. The transcript has 4 exons. The coding region runs from base 222 to 587 and encodes 121 amino acids. The record is from RefSeq and is a predicted model, not a curated record.